GCGGAGCUCCUAAACAGGCCCUAGGUCGGUUGUUGUGGGCGUGACAUCGAGAACAGCGCCCCGCCUGUGGGAUGCCGUUAUUUUAAAACUCCGCUGAAGGAAAUAAAAUAACAGAAAUACGCCUUAGAGACACAAGAAUCAUGGAGAAUAAGGAUGCGAACCCCCCUCCAUCGGAAAAAGCGGCUGUGCACGACCAGCUAAACCCUCCACCCUAUCCUGAAGGGCCUUCAAUGGGAUACCCACAGCCUGGUCAACAACCCUACGCCGGACAGCCUGGACAGCCCUACCCCGGACAGCCCUACCCUGGACAGCCUGGACAGCCCUACCCCGGACAGCCCUACCCCGGACAGCCCUACCCCGGACAGCCCUACCCCGGACAGCCUUACCCCGGACAGCCCUACCCCGGACAGGUCUACCCUGGUCAAACUGUGAUUACCCUACACCCAGGUGUGCCUCUGUCCCCUCCUGAAAAAGACUACCUGGGAUAUUCCAUCUUCACCCUGCUGUGCUGCUGUAUGCCAUUGGGGAUUGCUGCCUUGAUUUACUCAAUCUUUACACGGGAAGCCAACAGAAAUGGAAAUCGCGCAGAGGCAGAGCGAACCAGCCGCUACUCACGAAUCCUUAACCAUACCGCCGUCGGACUUGGUGUUCUGAUGAUCAUCCUCAGCAUCAUCUAUGUAAUUGUCGUUAUGACAGCAUUCACCUAAUAUGCAACAAAAUUAUUGGUUACUUGUUCAUUUCAGUACCUUAUAUGUAAAAUCUGCAUUUAAAAGUCAUAGAUAGGCCUAAAUAGAAAUGAUAAAGUGUUGAAGUAGGUCCCAUAUUUCAUGUUUAUAUUUUUAUAUUUUGUGUCUAGAUUCCAUUAAAUUCUACAAAAUACAACUUUUGAUAAUUCUACAGUCAUAUUUUUGUCAAAUACACUGUCCACAUUUGCUGCUGCUAUGCAUAAAGGAAAUAAUUAUUGGUAUGUUGGAAUUAGUUUGCAGCUUAAGAUUUAAGAGUAUUGGAGACAACUAGCUGUCAAAGGUUGUCUAAGAAAUGCCCUCAGUUAUUUUUUUAUGUGUACUGCACAUGCUUGCUUCUUCCAUGUUUGUUAUGAAUAAAGAACACUUAUGCUUUUACAUAAUGUAUCCACUUGAAUUUUAAAUAAAUCACUUUUGCUUGUA
This is a messenger RNA of Periophthalmus magnuspinnatus, 1166 nucleotides long. RefSeq lists its product as uncharacterized. The coding region runs from base 141 to 707 and encodes 188 amino acids. The record is from RefSeq and is a predicted model, not a curated record. NCBI's taxonomy places the organism in Eukaryota, Metazoa, Chordata, Actinopteri, Gobiiformes, Gobiidae. The transcript has 3 exons. Gene Ontology annotation, cellular component: membrane.